CUCGGGCUUGGGGCGAUGGCGUCUCGCGCGGGGCCCCGGGCGGCGGGCACUGACGGCAGCGACUAUCGGCACCGGGAGCGCGUGGCCUCGCACUACCAGAUGAGUGUUACCUUCAAGACUGAGAUUAAGAGACUGAUCUACAUUCACAUAGGUCUUUGGCUCCUGUUAGCAGCCCAGAUGUGUGUGGGGCAUCUGAAGCUCCUGUCCUAUGAUCAAGUUGCCAUGCCCUACCAGUGGGAAUACCCCUACCUGCUGAGCAUCGUGCCCUCUGGCUUUGGCCUGCUCUCAUUCCCCCGUAACAACAUAAGCUACUUGGUGCUCUCCAUGAUCAGCACGGGGCUGUUCUCCAUUGCCCCUCUCAUCUAUGGCACCAUGGAGAUGUUUCCUGCCGCUCAGCAGCUGUACCUCCACGGCAAGGCAUACCGUGUCAUCUUUGGCAUCUCUGCCGUCGCCAUCAUGUACCUGGUGCUGGUAGUGGCUGUCCAGGUGCAUGCCUGGCAGCUCUACUAUAGUAAGAAACUACUGGACUCUUGGUUCACCAGUACGCAGGAGAAGAAGCGUAAAUGAAGCCUGACAUAUGGACUAUGGGCUGUAAUUGGGGGCAGGCAUGGGGUUGGGGGAGGGGGGAGGGGAGGCUGGGCCUCAAAUUGAGAAGAAUGGGAGUGUAGAGGGACUAGUCCUGAAAUAUUCUCCAAGCCUCUGGCCUAAUAAGGUUGGCAGCAGGUUCACACUAAGCUGUGAUUCCAGGAAACACUUCCUACCUCCCUCACCUGCGUGUUUGAAAGGCUGUGUUGAUGUAGGACUCUUUGAGUUAGAUGAGGCUCCCUUUGGCCACAUUGGAUGGUCUAAUUCAGUGGCUUGAGCUAAUGAGGUUUUGGCCCUUUGGGAUUCUCUUUAGGGAUGGAUUAUCCUCUUCAUCUCCUACUUACUAUCUCUUUUACUCCUUCCUUCCAUACCUUCAACUCCUUUCCUGCAGCCAAGAAGAUAAGCAGAGACCAAGCAGAAGCUAGUAAUGAAUCAGGUUCCAUCCUUUCUAGGAAGGAAAUAUCUAUAGGUUGUGGUCUCUGAUGCCAAGAGUCAUGACUCAAAAAGGAACUCAAUAAAAUUCAACUGUGCCCUGACCAUC
Molecule: messenger RNA, 1126 nt
Organism: Vombatus ursinus (common wombat)
Lineage: Eukaryota; Metazoa; Chordata; Mammalia; Diprotodontia; Vombatidae
Gene: JAGN1
Product: jagunal homolog 1
Exons: 2
Coding region: 16-567 (183 amino acids)
Biological process (GO): endoplasmic reticulum organization; vesicle-mediated transport; granulocyte colony-stimulating factor signaling pathway
Cellular component (GO): endoplasmic reticulum membrane
Source: RefSeq, a predicted model, not a curated record